Messenger RNA from Phytophthora nicotianae INRA-310, 2066 nucleotides. RefSeq lists its product as hypothetical. The coding region runs from base 104 to 1969 and encodes 621 amino acids. NCBI's taxonomy places the organism in Eukaryota, Oomycota, Peronosporomycetes, Peronosporales, Peronosporaceae. Gene Ontology annotation, molecular function: histone demethylase activity. Gene Ontology annotation, biological process: chromatin remodeling. The record is from RefSeq and is a predicted model, not a curated record. Gene Ontology annotation, cellular component: nucleus. The transcript has 5 exons.
CAUUUUGACCUCUGCCGACAUUUUUCCACUGUAGGGAUUCCCCACCAGCGGCUUCGCAGUUGCUGCCGAAUUCGUUUUUUUUGCCGUCAUUUUCGCCGAUAACAUGGUGAAUCACUCGGUCCACGCCCAGUUCACGCAAGUUCGCGCGCAGACAGCGUCAUCGCCGACUACGCUCGGUAGUCGCGACUCGGUCUCUUCUCCAGGAGCUCUGCUCCGUCGACAUGCCGAAAGUCAGCGCAAACGCCGUUCAGAGGCCAACGGUACCAGUACAAGCGGUACAUCUCGCCGCAGCGGGCGUUACAAAAAAAAGCGUGCAGCCAUGGACUCAGACUCGGACUCAGAUUCGCCCGACGCGAGGAAAAUGUUGAAGCUGGCGCUGGCCAAGUCGGUGGUGGAGACCAAGAUGGUUCAAACGACUCCGUUGCCGCAGGGUGCCGUGUUCUAUCCGACCUUGGAGCAGUUUGGCGAUCCGAUCAAGUACAUCGCGAGCAUUGAAAAAGAAGCAUCGCGAACUGGAAUCUGCAAGAUUAUACCACCGCGCGGGUGGAAUCCGCCGUUUGCUAUUAAUUUGGAGAACGAUCGGGUACAGUUUGACACGAGGAAGCAGAAAAUUCACGAAUUGCAAGAAGGACAUGCCUAUGGCGACGGGCGAACGCAUACAUUCAAGUCGUUCCGCGCUAAUGCGGACGCGUUUCGGGAUAACUGGUUCUGGUCAAGAGGGUUAGAUCCAGACUCGCUGACAUCGGAAGAGAUUGAACGGGAAUAUUGGCGGGUUAUCCAGACCGGAGAACCCAAUGUUGAGGUGGAAUACGCCAAUGAUCUCGACAUCUCUCAGGUAGGCAGUGGAUUUCUCCGCUCGAAGAAGCGGUUUGCAUCCCAGUCAAUGAAAGGAAAGGAAUCAAUUGAUUUCUCGGAUCCAGAAUACUACCGCAAUACUGGGUGGAAUCUAAAUAACCUGCCAGAUGCAUACGGCUCACUACUCCGCCAUUUGGGCGCCGCAAUCAACGGCAUCAACGUGCCUUGGUUGUAUUGCGGUAUGCUGUUCGCAUCCUUCUGCUGGCACGCCGAAGAUAACUACAUGUCCAGCAUCAACUAUCACCACCUGGGUGCCAAGAAGCGAUGGUAUGGAAUCUCUUCCUCAGACGCCGAGAAGUUUGAGGCUGCAAUGAGAACGCAAGUGCCUGAGCGUUUUCGAGAGAAUCCGGACUUGCUGCUCCACUUGACUACUAUGGUACCACCGUCAGUUUUGCAGAGUCGAGGUUUGAAGGUAUUCACGCUAGUGCAGCAACCCGGAGACAGCAUUUUGACCUUCCCCAAGGCGUAUCACUGCGGCUUCAGCGAAGGUUUCAAUUGCAACGAGGCCGUGAACUUUGUUCUCCCCAACUGGAUCGACUAUGGGCGGGAAUGUGUCGAGAUGUACCGCAAAUACGCUCGCGUUUCAAUAUUUUCGCAUGAUCGUUUCGUGUUCCACUUCGGAUCGACGCAAAAUUUAGACGAAUACUCGCUCACGGAUUGCGAAAUGCUGUUAAAGGAGUUGCGACGACUGUUUCACGAAGAGCGCGAGUAUAAGAAAGCUUUCCUUGCUGACGGAUUGGAGAGUAUUGAGGAGUUGAGUGGCGACGUCAUGCUGGACGAGCGAUCGAUGGAGGUCGAUGACGUACGCCAGUGUUUUCGAUGCAAACACAAUGUCUUCUUCUCGGGUGUGAUCUGCUCGUGCAAUCCCAGCCGCUUGUCAUGUCUUCGACACACGAAGGAAAUGUGCGGCUGUUUGAUGGAGAAUCGCACGUUGUUGCAGUGGGUAAGCACUGCUGAACUGCGAUAUGCGAUUCGACGGGUGCAAACGAAGAUGCGAGCGCUGAAAGAUCAAACCGAUCAGUACGUUGGUCAACCGCAGGCUGCUAGUGACGCAGCGACGGGUAGUGGGAGCUAUUUUGUUAUCAAGCGGAAAGGAGCCUUCGUGCGAGCGUAGGUCGGUUUAAGGAUUUUUGUUUGAAAUGCUUUGGUUGCGGGUGUAAUGCAGUAGGAAUCGUAAGCAAGAAAUACAACCAAUGCAUUGUCAUAGGCCA